Paramecium tetraurelia is the source of this 507-nucleotide messenger RNA. RefSeq lists its product as uncharacterized. Gene Ontology annotation, molecular function: adenosine kinase activity. The annotation marks the transcript as partial. Gene Ontology annotation, biological process: purine ribonucleoside salvage. The record is from RefSeq and is a predicted model, not a curated record. Gene Ontology annotation, cellular component: cytosol; nucleus. The transcript is spliced from 3 exons. Lineage: Eukaryota; Ciliophora; Oligohymenophorea; Peniculida; Parameciidae.
AAAGUGGAGUGAAACACAUGCUUGACUCUUUCAAUGAUAAAUUCAACGAGAUUUUGGCUGUUCUCCCAUAUGUUGAUUACUUGUUUGGUAAUGAAGAGGAAGUUGAUUAAUUUGCUAAGAAUUUGAAGUUUGAGGGCGAUCUCCCAUAAGUGAUGUAAUAAAUAGCUGGAUAUGAAAAACAUGGACAAAGAGAGAGAGUGGUUGUAUGCACUUAAGGUAAGAAACCAACUUUGAUUGCUAAAAAGAAUGAAAUCAUAACAGUUGAAGUUUAGUUGAUUGAUGCUUCAAAGAUCGUCGAUACAAACAGUGCUGGUGAUUCUUUUUGCGGAGGUUUUAUUGCAGAAUUAUUGAAUGGUCCAGAUCUUGUUAAAUGCGCUAAGGCUGGAAAUUAUUCGGCAUCAUAAACAAUCCAACAUGAGGGUAGCACAAUUCCAAAAUAUGCACCAGUAAAAACAUGGUGAAAAGAUAUUUGUUAUUACAUAAAAUAAUAAACAUAAAAAUAUUUAC